This is a messenger RNA of Closterium sp. NIES-65, 912 nucleotides long. Lineage: Eukaryota; Viridiplantae; Streptophyta; Zygnematophyceae; Desmidiales; Closteriaceae. The record is from the annotation of a GenBank genome assembly.
AUGGAGUACACUGAUCUACUCAACAAAGCGGACAGCACAGACGACCCCAACAUGAGGAUGGUCUACACAGCGGCGUGGGCGGUCUCUCCAUAUGUGGCAUUCUCAAGGACAUGGAAGCCCUUCAACCCUAUUCUCGGCGAGACAUUUGAAUUCUCGAACCACAAUGGCAUCACUUUUGUAAACGAGCAGGUGAGUCAUCAUCCGCCUAUUUGUGCCGGGCAUGGGGAGAAUGAGCACUUCGUCUAUGACUGCACCUCAAAGGUCAAGACAAAAUUUCUUGGGAAUUCAGUGGAGGUUUAUCCUUUAGGAAGGGCUGGGCGCUACGAAGUGGAUGGAUACGUCUAUGAUUCUUCCGAAGAACCUAAGAUGCUCAUCACUGGCAAGUGGAACGAGUCAUUGAGCUACCAACCAUGCGAUCAUGAAGGAGAGCCAUUGGAGGGAUCCACACUGACUGAGGUUUGGCGACUUACCGACUUGCCUGAGGACGAUAAGUUCCAGUUUACUCACUUUGCGAGAAAACUUAACAGUUUCGAAACUGCACCUCCAAGUCUGCUGCCAUCUGAUUCCCGCCUACGUCCUGAUCGCAAAGCAUUGGAAGAGGGGGACCUUAACCAGUCAGCAUCAGAAAAGUACAGGCUGGAAGAGCACCAACGUGCAGAGAAGCGUGAGAGAGAACAGCGAAAGGAUGCUUUUGUCCCCAAAUGGUUUCGUUCGUCUGGGGAGACAGCUGUCACACCAUGGGGAGAUCUUGAAGUUUACGAGUUCACUGGACUGUAUGAUGAGAGGAAGUCAGCUGCUUCCGAAACUCCUGUUGAGGAUGUUCCCAAGCAGGAGUUUAGUCCAUGGCAGUAUCCGGAGCUGAAGGUUGAGGUACAAGAUUCUCCUGUGCCGACUGGAGUUGUUGCUCUCUAG